Messenger RNA from Trichoplusia ni (cabbage looper), 1229 nucleotides. RefSeq lists its product as uncharacterized. The transcript has 2 exons. Bases 64 to 1041 code for a protein of 325 amino acids. Lineage: Eukaryota; Metazoa; Arthropoda; Insecta; Lepidoptera; Noctuidae. The record is from RefSeq and is a predicted model, not a curated record.
AUAACAUGAACCGGUAGUUUCUCAGUACCAGUCAGUGUUAUACAUGUUUUGUGCUGCCCAAAAAUGAUUCGCGAAGCUAUUUUUCUCUUAUUUGUUGUGUCACACGCGAUCAGUGAGGAAUGUGUUAUAAACUCAUUUGAAGAGGAAUUAGACAAUGAGUUCACAGCCCAAUUUUGCGAUGUCUCCCUAAAUUCUUGGACACAAGGGAUUUACAGUGAUUUAUCUAUACCAGGGCCGGACCCAAUGAGCACGUCUUUCAUUUCACCAGCAGUUCCUUCACCUCCGUGGAGUUGCUUGGCAACAUCCCCGAUACAAAUGACUCGAUAUGGAAAAAUAGAAGCUAAGAUUUAUAUGUAUAGUGGAUCAGGAUUACAAUCUGAUGACAUAGUAUUUCUUAAUGUUUAUAAUUAUGAUGAUGAAAGGGGCAUCGUGGGUUCAGAUGGGGUCAGUGGUGCUAUCGGAACUAUUGAAACGGGUUGGCAUGAUCUGACUGUAGAAUUGAAUGGUCCAAACGUACCUGAAUCCUUUAGGGGCUCUUUAUCCUUUAUGGGAUCAGCAGCCCAAGGUUCUAUAGUUCUGGUUGACUCUUUCCGCUACAUACCGCCCGGUUAUGACGAAGAUUUAUGUGAAAUAUAUCCAACUACAACUACUACAAAAACGACAACAACGAAAACAACAACGACGAUAACAACCACAACGACACCUGUUCCUGACACAACGACGGAAGAAUCUAUCCCUGUACCUGAAGAAGACUCGACCAGCCCGUGUCCACCUACCUCAGAGCCUGUAACACCACCUCUACCAACACCAACAACUAGCUUCUGGAACCCACUUACCAUCACAAUGGUCGUUCUCCUAUGGAUCAUAUUCUUAGCAUUGAUAUGCAAACUCUUCUAUGAGCUAGGGAAGAAAAGACGUAAAGCUGCAAAUGCGUUACAAAACGGUGAUAUCGAAAGCAUUCCCCCUUCUUUAAGGGUACCAAGAGUAAAGCGCGUGUAUCCUGAUGUUAACGUAAAUCCGUACGCAAACGGAAAAGUUUAGGUAUUUGGAAAAAGGCGAGGAUACUAUUCAAUGAUUUGACCCACGGAACUAACAACGGCUAACGACAUGCCAUAACACAUUUCACCACGUAACCAAUGAAUCUAGACUCAUCAUUUUUCAUGCAUGGAGUACACAUAAACAUAGAGCAUUACUUCACAUGGCCUGUGCAGUCCAUGAGCAACAGCAUG